Fundulus heteroclitus (mummichog) is the source of this 1063-nucleotide messenger RNA. RefSeq names its product membrane-anchored junction protein. The transcript is spliced from 10 exons. The record is from RefSeq and is a predicted model, not a curated record. The coding region runs from base 141 to 800 and encodes 219 amino acids. Gene Ontology annotation, biological process: meiotic attachment of telomere to nuclear envelope; homologous chromosome pairing at meiosis. Gene Ontology annotation, cellular component: nuclear inner membrane. Gene Ontology annotation, molecular function: DNA binding. Lineage: Eukaryota; Metazoa; Chordata; Actinopteri; Cyprinodontiformes; Fundulidae.
GAAGGCGAGCGCUGCUUGAUUAACCGUUUACGUCCAACCGCCAGGGGUCGAAGUCGCCGCAGAGUGACGACGCAAUUUCAUUUCUGCUGGUAUUACGGUAGUUAGAGGAGAGCCAGAGUUAAUUUAAAGACAGGUCAGACAUGGCGCUGCAGCCUUUCUCCUUCCCAUCCCCAGAAACCCGUUUCUUCAAAGCUGGUAGCUUAAUCUACAAGUUCAAGAUAAAAGGAGGAAACAGCUUCAGUGAAGAUGAUGUUUUAGAGGAAGAUAGCGUCGAUCAGGAAAUGGAGGAAAUUGUUAGAGCGGUUCUUGGCGACUUGGACGGCCUUCAGCCCUUCACCACCCCUCAUUAUACUGUAUUUCCUUACAAGAAGAGCUGGAGGAAAGUGAGCAAACGCAAUGAAAAGAAGCUGUUAUUUUACCCCUUUGUUAUCAUCCUUUACCUGGAGAAGAACAUGUGCAAAGGGAAGCCAACGGAGAAUUCAAAGGAAACGCAGCUCAUCCCUGAUGUUUCCGAGGAGCCAAGGCCAAAGCGCCGUCGCAGCGACUCGCCACUAGAGGAGGCCAUCAUUAAAGAAAUGUGGACAGAAAUGGAGUAUGAACGCCACAUCUCAGUGCCGGGCGUGGCAGAGUCGGAGCGUCAUCGCACAGCGCAGGAGGCGGUGGACGACUCAGCACCCACUGAUGAGCUCCAGACGACACACUUCACACCAGAGACGGAGAGGCGGCCUGAGAAAGCAGGGAUUCUCCGGCGACUUGUCAGAAACAUCUUCCCUUUCAUCUUCGGACCGCCUGAAAACUAAAGCUUCCAGGGGUGCAUUGCUACAACGACGGUGUUUGUCAGAAUGCUGGGUUCAGAUAAGGUUAUGCACCACCGAAGCCUUAUAGUUAUUUAGAGAAUAAAACCACAAGAAUGCAUAAAAGUUCGAGAACAGGCAAAGAUUUAUUCAUAGGAAGUAGUGCAUUGUUUUCCUUUUAAUUCCAUCGUUCUGUUUAAUUUACAGAUAUUAUUUACAAGUGGUCAUUUCAGUUCAGAUCCAUGAUAAUAAAUACAUUUUGUACAUUC